AAUACAGACAGAGAAUUCGAUCCAAAUAGAAGAGAUGGUUUCGGAAAAACAUGUCUCCACUAUGCCACCGAACAGAGGAAAUCUGAACUUUGGGAACGUUUUCAUGAUACACCAGAUCUUUUUUCAUAUUCAUUUUCUCAGUAUUGCUAUCUUCAAAGACCUUGCAUGUUGUAUUGUGCAAGAGCAAACUACACGCUGACCGAAAAGCUUCUUGAGCAAGGUGUGAAUCCACACCUUCAAGAUAUAAUGGGUAGAAACCCUCUUCACUAUGCUGCAGGGUGUGGUAAACCUAAGACUGUGAAACUUCUUCUGGAAAAAGGCGUUGACCCAAAUGUAAGGGAUGGAAUGGGAUGGACGCCCUUUUAUAUGGCUGCUAUACACGAAAGAUACAGGACUGUAAGUGCCUUGCUAGACAGUGGAAUUGAUUCAAAUAUACAAGACAAUCAGGGAAUGACAGCACUUCAUUUAGUUGUGACGGAGAGAGGCCUCACUUUACAGAGCUUAGAAGCAAACAAUGAUUAUACAGAGCUAUCUUGUCUUGGUCCUUGUGGAUUCCUCAGGUUAUUUUUAGAGAAGGGUGUUGACCCAAAUAUACCGGAUAAGCUAGGUAGGACAGCUCUUCACUAUGCUUCAGAUCAUUCGGAAAACUCCAGUGUCAAGCUUCUGCUUGAUCACGGUGCUGAUCCAGAUGUUCAAGAUCUAUGGGGCAUGACGUCCCUCCAUUGUGCUUCUACCAAAAAAGGCUCAGUAUUUAAGGAUACACUUCCACUGCUACUUGAGAAAUCGUUAAAAUUAAAUGUUCAAGAUAGGCGUGGAAAGACAGCACUUCACUAUGCUUCUGAAAACAGGAGUAGUGGUUUGAAGCUUCUACUGGACCAUGGUGCAGAUCCAUGUUUACGGGAUCAACAGGGCAUGACAGCCCUCCACUGUGCUUCUAUAAAAUGGAGAUGUAAUAUAGAAGCUUUUCAACUACUGUUAAAAUCAGUCGUUAACCCAAAUGUCAUUGAUGAGCAAAGGAGGACAGCACUUCACUAUGCAUCAGAAAAUUCAGACAAAGAGAUCGUCAAGCUUCUUCUAGAUCGUGGUGCUGAUCCUUCUGUACAGGAUCUGCAAGGCAAGACAUCUCUCCACUGUGCUGCUGCGAAUAGGUACGGGGCCUUACAGACACUGAUCGAGAGAGGAGUGGAUCCAAAUAUUCUUGACAAGAAAGGAAGGACAGCACUUCAUUAUGUCUCAGAAGGUGACUCUGAAGAUUCAGUGAAGCUUCUGCUUGAUCGCUGUGCUGAUCCAGGUGUACAGGACCUGCAGGGCAUGUCAGCUCUGCACUGUGCUGUACACUGGCGUCGUUACCGGUCUGCUGUUUUGCGGAUACUGCUAGAGAAAGGCAUAUACCCAAAUCUUCUUGACAAGCAUGGAAGGACAGCUCUUCACUAUGCUUCAGAAAAUUCGAUGAAAGAGUGUGUCAAGUUUCUUCUAGAAUACAAUGCUGAUCCAUGUUUACAGGACCUACAAGGCAUGACAUCUCUCCACUGUGCAGCAAAGGCCAAAGACAACAGCUGUGAUAUUUUGGAGAUACUGCUAGAGAAGAGUGUGGACCCAAAUGUUCUUGACAAGAAAGGAAGGACAGCUCUUCACUAUGUGUCAGAACAUUCGGACAAAAAGAGUGUCAAGCUUUUUCUAGAUCACGAAGCUGAUCCAAGUUUACAGGACUUACAGGGCAUGACAUCUCUCCACUGUGCAGCAAAGGCCAAAGACAACAGCUGUGAUAUUUUGGAGAUACUGCUAGAGAAGAGCGUGGACCCAAAUGAUCUUGACAAGACGGGAAGGACAGCUCUCCACUAUGUGUCAGAACAUUUGGACAAAGACAGUGUCAAGCUUCUUCUAGAUCACGAAGCUGAUCCAGGUGUGAAGGACAUACAUGGCAUGACAUCUCUCCACUGUGCAGCAAAGGCCAGAGACAACACCUGUGAUAUUUUGGAGAUUCUGCUGGAGAAGAGUGUGGACCCAAAUGUUCUUGACAAGACGGGAAGGACAGCUCUCCACUAUGUGUCAGAACAUUUGGACAAAGACAGUGUCAAGCUUCUUCUAGAUCACGAAGCUGAUCCAGGUGUGAAGGACAUACAUGGCAUGACAUCUCUCCACUGUGCAGCAAAGGCCAGAGACAACACCUGUGAUAUUUUGGAGAUUCUGCUGGAGAAGAGUGUGGACCCAAAUGUUCUUGACAAGACGGGAAGGACAGCUCUCCACUAUGUGUCAGAAUGUGACUCUGAAGACUCAGUGAAGUUUCUGCUUAAUCGCUGUGCUGAUCCAGGUGUGAAGGACUUACAUGGCAUGUCAGCUCUCCACUGUGCUGUACACUUGCAUCAUUACCGAUGUGAUGUUUUGCCGAUACUGCUGGAGAAAGGCAUAUGCCCAAAUCUGCUUGACAAGCAAGGAAGGACAGCUCUUCACUAUGCGUCAGAACAUUCGGACAAAGAGAGAGUCAAGCUUCUUCUAGAUCACGAAGCAGAUCCAGGUGUACAGGACUUACAGGGCAUGACAUGUCUCCAUUGUGCUGCUAAGAAUCGUUACAGUUACCAUAUUUUGGAGAUACUGCUGGAGAAGAGUGUGGACCCAAAUGUUCUUGACAAGCAAGGAAGGACAGCUCUUCACUAUGUGUCAGAACAUUCGAACAAAGAGAGUGUCAAGCUUCUUCUAGAUCACGAAGCAGAUCCAGGUGUACAGGACUUACAGGGCAUGACACCUCUCCACUGUGCAGCAAAGGCCAGAGACAACACCUGUGAUAUUUUGGAGAUGCUGUUGGAGAAGAGUGUGGACCCAAAUGUUCUUGACAAGAAAGGAAGGACAGCUCUUCACUAUGCUUUAGAACAAUCACCAGUCAAAAACAUAAAGCCGGUUCAACACGGUGCUUACACAGAUGUACAGAAUUUGUUUGCCAAUAUACCUCUUCAUCCAAAACCUCUUCAUCCCAGACCUAGUGACAUUAUACCUCUUCUCACUAAAACAGGUGCUCGUAGGACAACUAUUUACCGAAGUGAAUUCGAACAAGAAUAUGGAACACUACUGUGUGAGUAUAGAAGGAUGAAAAUGCUGGAGAUGCUUCUCAAGAAGGUCAACCCAAAAAUACAUGAUCACGAAGGAAGGACAGCUUUACACUACGCUGCACAGGCUUCACGAAAUGAAACUUUAGAGAUUCUUUCAGAACUUGGGGUCACUGUACAUAAGCAAAAUGACCAGGACAGGGCCUUUUUCCGGUCUGCUGCUGACCGCAGCUACAACAGGUGUGAACGAGUGAAGCUGCUACUCAGACGGGGCGUCGACAAAACUGUUCGAGACAGACAGGGGAGAACAGCUGAGCAGUAUGCUACAGAACUAUCAGAUAUCAAUCCGUGACUUCUCUGGAGAUGGUACACCAUUCGGCACAGAAUUAGAGAAAAGCACGGGAAUGUCGAGAACAAUUGUGGCCAUUCUGGAUUAUUGUAAAGUAGACAAUGCAACCCAGACGUGAAGGGGAAAGAAGGAACGGGAGGGUUUCGGCGGUAUUUAUAUAGUAGCACUUGGCGGUGGGGUAUCCUUGUGGUUAAAGCGGUAACGCGUUAAAGCGUUAGGUCAUCACCCAGAAGACCAGGUUAGAUUAUCAACAUGGGUACAAUGUGUGAAGUUCAUUUCUAGUGUGAACCAAAUAACUCCAUAUUGAAAACAAGCCCCAGUGAGCCGGCAGUACCGUGACCGUGUGGAAAUGUUACCUUUGCUUCAUAUACGGCUUUGGCAUUGGAGAAAGGUCAGGACGGAAGACAGAAUAACUUGGUCAAGGGACAGUGAGACAGUCUAUCAGUGUGCUGUUCACUAAUCUUGAACUGUUUCAAAUUAAGCUUGUAGAUCUAACUAAAGCUUUCUUUCAGCGUCUGCAUGGGUUUUUCGGAACGCUCAUGAAUAAAUUAAGUUCCUUGGUCCUCUAGAGUUAUUACAUGUAAAGGGUUUUUAGAGACAAAUAGAUAUAGGCAUGCGCAGUAUGGCCAAACAAAUGGAGCCCAUACAAACCUGUGUACAUUCCUUUUAGUUCUGCGAUAUAUAUUCUCUUUACAAUGUGAAAGCUGGUUAUAUGUAGAUCAUACAGGGAACGAAACAGACAGCCUGCAGUUGUAGAUAUUGUGCUUCAGUAUGAU
This is a messenger RNA of Haliotis rubra (blacklip abalone), 4166 nucleotides long. RefSeq names its product serine/threonine-protein phosphatase 6 regulatory ankyrin repeat subunit B-like. NCBI's taxonomy places the organism in Eukaryota, Metazoa, Mollusca, Gastropoda, Lepetellida, Haliotidae. Gene Ontology annotation, molecular function: protein binding. Bases 166 to 3393 code for a protein of 1075 amino acids. The record is from RefSeq and is a predicted model, not a curated record. The transcript has a single exon.